UACGUAAAACAUUCUUCCAGCUUCCGUGUUUUAUUGCUUUUCGAUUCUUUCGAAUAUAACGAUAGAUUGUUGUUGAGAGAAAUUGUUGUUUCAUGCUCGUGUGGUACCAUACUGGUGAACCAGAACGCGCAAAUAAGGUAUAUCUGUGACUCGAACACGAUCGGUGACAUGGUUCAAGGAUAUCGUGUUUUUUUUUUAAUUUGUUUGUUUGUUUGCUUGCUCAAACGCAUUAAUUUAUUCCGCUCUACAGAACGAAAAUACCAUUCUAGGAAACAGAACGGUAUUUUGCGCCAACGGUAUAGUUUAUCUUUGCGGUAUCAAUUUACAGUUUACCGGCAACGUUAUAUCUUCCCGAUACAAAACAAAAAACAAACCUCACAUAAUUCAGUCGAAGGACGUCGCUUAAUGUCGCUUUAUUUCAUCUCAAACCAACCGCACUUGCAUCCGUUAUCAUCUGUGAAUGCAAAAUCAUUAAAACCACCUACGACCACUACAAAUACUAUUACUCAUCCCAGAAACCACAUCCAACCGUUCGCAGUGAUAAGCGUAAAAUAAUGGUUAGUAUGGUGAUGCGAAAUGGUUGUGCUGUGGCUGCUGCUGUUUGUCAUGGCAGCUUAUCAGCGCAAAAACCACCUCACGGGAACAAAGCACAACCAUCGUACGGUGCGUCAUAGAAAACCAUAGAAAACCAUCUUUAAAUACACACACACACACACACGUACACAUCCACACAAACCCAGUCCCACUUGGUUGGACGACGGGGCGUACGAUACGAUGACUAGAUGGUUUUCAUGGUUGAGCAAACAAAGAAACCACAUGUUGUCGAUGGUUGGACGGCAGCAAAUGGUUGCUAUGAUUUCCCUUUUCCCACACGCACCCGAACCAUUUGACGGAGGAGAUUGUUUAUGUACGGCAUAGAUGGUAAGGGUGGUUGGCACAGGAAAGGAAGAAAUGGUUUUUAGUGCGCAAUAACGAAUAGAUAUACCAGCACAUACAUGCGAACGGGCGCGCGCGCGCGCGCAAUCGGCUACCUCUGGUUUUUACAUGGUUUAACAGCGUGCACAGAAAAAUGGUUUUACACACCACUAUUACUGCACCGUGUUUGAUGUUUCCCUCACUCUGCCUUCGUUUGCGGCGCGACGUUGAAGGCCACCCAAACACGUUUUGCGAUCGUUCGCAAGCAGGGCUCUGCAUGACGAUCCUGCAUCAGUGAUAUUUUGUCUACUUAUCUGUAAACACAGUGAAAAUAGGAUAUACAGAAAUACAGAUAUUCGUGGUAAGAAUUCGCAGGCAGAUAAGACGUGAAGCAUACCGGAUGAAGUCAUCUGUACCCAUCGGUCCGCAUACCAAGUUGAGCGAACGCACAGAUGUAAAGUGGGUGACAAAAGAAUCAUACCGUUUGUACAUUCGGCAGGAUUAAAUAGGGCAGGUUAUUACGCGUUCCCGAGCGCCUAUCGUCAAGUAUCGCUGUGCUAUGCUGUUACGAUGGAUAAGAACCCGAACGGUAAAGGGCGUUUUGUGUGCGUGCGUACGGCAAGACAGACAUACUCGUUCCCCCGCAUCAUCCCACGACUGUGUGGUGUACACGUUUGUGUAUCCGGACCCCCGUACUUGGGGGGAUGUUCGUUUACAGAAAUCGAUAAGAGGGACAACCAAAUCAGCUGGUGGUGUCAUUAGUGAAGAACAAGCCAAUCCAACAAGACCGUGUGUUUGGGUGAAUGUGUAUAACGUGUGAACGAGAGACACACAAAAAAAACUACCACCCGCCAGUAAGCUGCUAAUUGCAAUUUCGGCAUUCAUUCGAAUUGAUUUUGGAGCGAAAAAUAUGUGCCACGAUACGACCGUGCUGCGGUCAUAAACAGUGCAAAUAUUUGUUGCCCAAACAGCUUUGAAAUUAACAGUGACAGCGUCUAAAUCAUCCGCCUGUUUCUAUUGGUACAAUUGUGAACCACACUGAAUGGACAGCGGGAAAUAAAUACCUUAAAGAUCAGCGGGAGAGCAACAGCAAUCCUUCAAACGGUUGCCCCCACCCCAAAAACCUGUGUGUACCAGUUAGUUGAACGGACAAUUCAAAGUGCUACACACCCGGCUUAAAGGAUGAUGAACAUAACCAACAGCUUUCUGGACGAUACGCUCGUCUAUCUGUAUCGGGAGAUGAAUCAAUACGUGCCAGAGUUUAUCGGUUCAUUCGGAUACAUACCAUGGGUAUAUUCGUUGCUUGGAUCCGCCCUAAUUGGGCUGUCCGGUAUACUGCCCAUGUUUAUCAUACCGGAUGCGACGAAAAAUGGAAAGGAAUCGGAACUAAGUGAUCCGGCCGAAUCGAAGACACUGAAGAUACUGCUUAGCUUCGCCGUCGGUGGUUUGCUGGGCGAUGUGUUUCUACACCUGCUGCCGGAAACAUGGGAACACGAGCUAGCGGCCAGUUCGCAGACCGACGGUCACCCAUCACUCCGCAGCGGGCUGUGGGUGCUAUCCGGUUUGCUACUGUUCACCAUGGUGGAAAAAAUAUUUUCCGGCUACGCGAACGUCGAUGAGCAAAACCCGCAGCCCAAGUGUGUCGAAAUAGCGACCUGUCUGUUGCGCCGCAGCGGUGGCAAACUGCCGGAAGGUUUCGUCGGUCUUUGCGGUGGCGAUGGCAAGGGUUCGUGUGAUAUCGAGGAUGUACCGAAUGGGUGCUUCCUGGCUGGUAACAGCACCGGCGAAAAGGCAGCACGCGAUGAGGCAGGCCACAGAAAGGUGGCAGGAUAUUUGAAUCUGCUCGCUAACUCGAUCGAUAACUUUACGCACGGAUUGGCAGUGGCCGGUUCGUUUCUGGUUUCGCUACAGCACGGUCUGCUGGCAACGUUUGCUAUUUUGUUGCAUGAAAUUCCUCACGAAGUGGGCGAUUUUGCGAUCCUGCUGCGGUCCGGGUUUAGCCGUUGGGAUGCUGCCAAGGCUCAGUUACUUACGGCCGGUGCCGGUUUGCUGGGAGCGCUGGUCGCAAUCGGUGGAAGCGGUGCAACCACAGCACUGGAGGCAAAAACCUCAUGGAUCGCACCAUUCACUGCCGGUGGCUUUCUACACAUUGCGCUCGUAACGGUGCUACCAGAUCUGCUGGACGAAUCCAGUCCCUGGGAAUCGUUCAAACAGUUUGCCGCUCUGCUGCUCGGUAUCGGACUGAUGGCUUUUAUGACCGUCUACUUGGAACAUUAGUGUGUGCAACACGACAACGCAAAGAAACGGCUGGUUUCCGGCAAAACAUAAGUUGCAUAUAGUCACCUGUUUCAUACCAUAUAUACACGGUAGGCGGUACGUUUAUAGUGUGUAGAUAUUGUUAAUUUGUCUUGUAAAAAAAAAACAAAAAGCACGACUUACAACCGACCCCAAAACACACGCAACACUAUAUGGUUAGUAAAACUGGCACGAUGCGGUUGUCUGGUGUCGAAUUUGUGUCGCCCUUACAGUGACCAUACUGAUCCACUGGGGUACACAACACGAUUGUAAAUACGACUGAUGCGUCAUCCAUCGAAACACGAACAGAGUUUGGCUGUAAGGUUUUUCACAAUUAAUUUUAGUAGCUAUAUAGAGUACGAUAAGUGUGUAAGUGAAUGAAAAAAACAGCACACACAGUUAGUAACUGUAAGAUAAAAAUGAGACCAGAGAAAGGGUUUGGAUUGAUUAUCGCGCCUUACAAGCGUUUAGUGAAGUCAAUUCCAGAGACAACGGUGUGUGAUAGAAUCACAGAUGAAAUUAGACGAUGCCAUAUAUAAGGAUUGAUGCCUUCGAUUUUCGGAGGAAACACAUUUUCCGGCUAAACCAGAGUUACUAUAUUGAACAAAACAAUCAAACACAAAUUUCUCCUCCCCAUUAAAAAAAAAACAAAAGUAAGACAACCAUUAUGGUCGAUACUAUUAUGCUGUUAAAACUAUUACUAUUACUACUACUAGUCGUAUUAUUUUUCGAGCUUCCCAACCGCUGGGUAAUGUGAGCAGCAGCAAGUAUGUAGAAUUGGUUCACGAUUGUCUAAUUAGGGCGAUAGACGGAGUGGUUGUGAUAGAAGCUUUCGUGCACACCUUCUACACUUGGUGCGAAGGGCUGUUACAUGUUGGUGUGCAUACGAAUUGGCAAAAUAAAUGCAUCCCAGUAUGAAAAGGAAA
Molecule: messenger RNA, 4136 nt
Organism: Anopheles funestus (African malaria mosquito)
Lineage: Eukaryota; Metazoa; Arthropoda; Insecta; Diptera; Culicidae
Gene: Zip99C
Product: zinc transporter ZIP13 homolog
Exons: 5
Coding region: 2098-3192 (364 amino acids)
Biological process (GO): zinc ion transmembrane transport; intracellular zinc ion homeostasis
Cellular component (GO): membrane
Molecular function (GO): zinc ion transmembrane transporter activity
Source: RefSeq, a predicted model, not a curated record